Messenger RNA from Acipenser ruthenus (sterlet), 2328 nucleotides. RefSeq names its product apolipoprotein L3-like. Gene Ontology annotation, biological process: lipid transport; lipoprotein metabolic process. The transcript has 4 exons. Lineage: Eukaryota; Metazoa; Chordata; Actinopteri; Acipenseriformes; Acipenseridae. Gene Ontology annotation, cellular component: extracellular region; membrane. The record is from RefSeq and is a predicted model, not a curated record. Gene Ontology annotation, molecular function: lipid binding. Bases 387 to 1334 code for a protein of 315 amino acids.
CUUCCACACGAUCAUAUAAAGGACUCUACAUUAAGAGAGGUCGGUGCUUUUCAGAAGACUCAGGAGAAAGGGCAGCGACUCGAGACUUCUUCAGCACCGCGCAAAAGAACCCGCUACUUGCUCUUCAAGAAAAAUGUGAAGGGGUCGCGCGCAAGGUAUUCCUCGUUGCUGUAAACGUGAUAUAACACCGCCUGUAUUGGAACCUUAUUCGACCUGCAUUUGGUGCCACAGAACCUUUCUGAAAGAGAGCAGAACAGAAGGAGCGAAACAGCAAGCUGAGAAAAGAGAGCGCUACGGACUACAGACAUGGGCGCGGAAAACAGCAAACCCGGUCAACGAGGAGAAACAGAGAUAAUUGAGGAACUAGUGAUUCAGUAGAGAGAGACAUGGACACGACUACAAGGAGAAGAAGAAAUAGUAUAGAGGAACCACCUUAUCUGUCAGAAGACCAUGACAGAGAAAAGAUUGAAGAGUUCAGCAGAGACUUCAAGAGGAUUGAGGAGUUCGUCCGGCUGUUUGAAGAGGAGAAGUGGGUGAUUGAAGGACUCCUCAGAGAACUCAGUGGAAUCGCUGAUGGACUGGACGAGGCCCACAGGAAGGCAGCCAUCGCUAAGACCACAGGGAGCUGUGUUAGUGCAGUUGGGGGGAUCAUGACCAUUACAGGGCUGGUUCUGGCUCCUUUUACAUUUGGAGCCUCCACUGUACUGGCUGCUGCAGGGGUUGGUGCUGCUGUAGCUGGAGGAGCCACCAAUGUUACCACAGAAAUAGUACAGGCUUGCAGUGAUAGAGAUGAUAACAAGAGAGUAGAGGAAAUAUUGGGUAUAAUUCAAUCUAAAAUGAGUGCACUUGGAGAAUCAGUCAAUAAGGCCUGCCUAACACUUUCUAAGUGGGAUGAAUAUCAUAUAGAAGAGGUUCGGCUUAUAUUAAAAGCAGGUCGUCAGUUUGGUUCUGCAUGCCGUGCUGUCGGUAACAUUGCUUCCAUGGUAAAGACGUUUAAAAUACUUAGAGCUAACCCCGCCCUCAAAGCACUGGCGAAGCAAGUGACUGCAGUAAGCAGCAGCGCUGCAAAGGGAAUUAAAGGCGUGAAUGCUCUCAAAGGUGUGGUUUCCAAAGCUGCACCUGUUGGACUCUCGAAAGGAGCCAGAAUAGCUGGAGGUGUUGUUGCCGGAGUCUUUGUGGCUUGGGAUGUCUAUGACAUCGCUAAGAACUCCAUUGACAUUCAUAAAGGGUGUAAGACUGAAAGAGCACAAGAGAUUCGAGAGCUGGUGGAAAAUGUAAAAGGAGUUUUGAAAAAACUGGAAGGCGUCUCUUCAGACAUGAAGGGAGGUAUGUGAGAUGAUCGUGUGUAAAACACGGCAGUCAGGGCUAUCGAGGUCCGUGCAUUCCAAAGCGAUCUUCCUGUCAAAUCUGCUCACGCCCCAGCAGUGGAAAGCGGCUUUGCGAUUUAACCAUUUUAAAUUACAGUUAAUAACAUUGCACUGAACCAUUGCGAUUUCCAGUCUCAUGAUCUCAGGGACGCGACUUUCGGGGCUUGAAAUAUCCGUGAUCUCUCGGGGCGGCGGCAGCCAAACCAACCAGCUCUGAAUUUCAUGUGCAAAAUCCUGUAGCUUUAAUAUUAGCGUGUUGAGAGCAUUGAUCACCCAGCGGCUAUCCAGUGUAAAAUGAACUAAUUACAGCGCGCAGCAUAAACCGCUAGGAUACGCAAAAUACGCUUAUAUAUACUAAUCCAUUGAAGCUCACGCUAACUGACUAUUAUUAUUAUUAUUAUUAUUAUUAUUAUUAUUAUUAUUAUUAUUUAUUUCUUAGCAGACGCCCUUAUCCAGGGCGACUUACAAUCGUAAGCAAAUACAUUUCAAGUAUCACAGUACAAGUAAUAAUACAAUUAAGAGCAAGAUAAAUACAAUGACUUUGGUUCAAGCAAGUACAAGUGUGACAAAAUACAAUUCAAUAACAGAGCAGAUAACAGUGUCAGUGAUAGUUACAUCAGGAUAUAAUUAAAUACAAAAUACUACAGAUUAAACACUUGGCAGAUUACAGUACUCUGAAGUACAGGAUUAAAUGCAGUAAAAUAGGGGGCAGAUAAGAGCAAAUAAAGUGCAUUUAAGGAAGGGUGACUAUCUCUCAUGUGAAUUGAAAGAUAAUGAAAUUGCAGCUGCUGUGUUUCCUUUCCUUUCCUGUUAUAUUUGACAUAAUCCUGUAUUAUCUGAGUCUCUGUUCUGUACGAAACGCAACCUCUGUGCUUUUGAAAGAAAAUGAAUAAAAUGAUAUUAAUCACAUACGGGGUGUGUGCGCUGUGUGUGUUUUCAAUGUCACUGGCUUUGAACUUGC